This is a messenger RNA of Ananas comosus (pineapple), 2437 nucleotides long. Its product is annotated as DNA repair protein RadA. The transcript is spliced from 15 exons. Lineage: Eukaryota; Viridiplantae; Streptophyta; Magnoliopsida; Poales; Bromeliaceae. Bases 154 to 2214 code for a protein of 686 amino acids. Gene Ontology annotation, molecular function: damaged DNA binding; ATP binding; ATP hydrolysis activity. Gene Ontology annotation, biological process: recombinational repair. The record is from RefSeq and is a predicted model, not a curated record.
GGGAAGAACGAAAAACGUAAACGAGAAACAAAUUGGCGGGUUCUCUUUCGCGGGAGAACUCCCCGAAAAACCCUAAACCUCACUUUUGCUUCCCUCCAAAACCCUAAUUUCUUCUUCUUCUUCCUCGUCCUCUCUCCUUCUUUUCCCCUUUUGAUGCUUGAAUCCCCUCCCCAUCUCUCUCAAAACCCUAACAUGCGUUCGCUCCGCGAUCUCCUCCACCAUAGGAACCUCCUCAGCCUCAACAAAGCUCGUUCCCUGUCCAUUUCUCGAUCUCCCUCCUCAAACCUCCCCAGAGGAUCCAAUCGCUCUCACGAAUCGAAGCAUUCACACCGGAGAUUCGCCCUCACCGGAACCCUAGGCCGGCGGGAUGAACCUAGGGUUUGGUACAGCUCCGGCUGCCCCGAUGGUAGCCGUAGUGGCUGGGCUUCCUAUGAUCCCCUUUCCGAUCAGCUCCUGGAUCGCGAAGAUGAGAGGCGGAGUAAUUCCGAGGAGGACGAGAGAAGGUAUUCUGAAGGGGACGGGAGCAACGGAGAGAGCGCAUCUCCGGUUUGGGCGUUCUAUGAUCCGGUGGCGGGAAGGCUCGUAACUAGGGCAGCAGCCGGAGAAGAGGAACCGAGCAGGAUCGACGAGAAUUAUAAGAGUGGGAAGAAAUUUGUUAGGAAAGAUAAGAAUUUGAAAGAGGAUUUGAGUGUGAGCAAUGAGACGAGUAGGGUUUCCUCGGGCUUGGAUUCAAAUAUGCGGUCGCCGACUGCUAGGAAGAGGGCGGGGAAGGUGAAGGUGUCUUUUGUUUGUGAGAAUUGUGGCGCGAGCUUUGGGCAGUGGUGGGGCAAUUGCCGCUCGUGCAGCGCGAGUGGCACGCUAAAGAAGUUUCUAGAACCUGAAGUCAAUAAGUUGAGAGGCAUUGAUGUCUCCGAAGCAGUGGCAAGGGCAUGGCUGCCGCAGCACGCUGGAAGGUUGGUUCCACAAAGUUUAGCAGAAGUUAACAAGGACAGGGACCCAUCUGAAUGGCGAAUUCCACUAUCUGGACAUUUUGGAACAGAGGUUGGCAGAGUGCUUGGAGGUGGUAUCGUACCUGGCUCUUUGGUUUUAGUUGGUGGAGAUCCAGGUGUUGGCAAAAGUACACUACUGUUACAGAUGGCUGCUAUUAUAGCUCAAGGAUUCAACCGGAAGGAGCCUGCUCCAGUUGUAUAUGUCUCUGGUGAGGAGAGCAUUGAACAGAUUGGAAAUAGGGCUGAUCGCAUGCGGAUUACAACCGGAAAUCUUUAUUUGUACUCGAGUACAGAUAUUGAGGACAUUUUGGAUAAAAUCAAACCGCUCUCUCCUGAAGCACUUAUCAUAGAUUCCAUACAGACUGUUUAUUUGAGAGGAAUAGCUGGAAGUGCUGGGAAUAUUGUGCAGGUUAAGGAGUGCACCUCAACUUUGCUGCGAUUUGCUAAGCAGACAAAUAUUCCUGUUCUCUUAAUAGGACAUGUUACAAAAACGGGAGAUAUUGCUGGCCCUCGUAUUUUAGAGCACAUAGUUGAUGCUGUUUUAUAUAUGGAGGGCGAGAGCUACUCAACCUACCGAUUGUUGCGAUCCGUGAAAAAUCGUUUUGGCUCGACAGAUGAGCUUGGGGUGUUUGAAAUGACAGAAUCUGGCCUACAAGCUGUUUCAGAUCCUAGUAAUAUGUUCUUAACUGAACAAAACUCUGAUUCUGAGAUCUUAGCUGGAAUUGCAGUUGCUGUGGUUGUGGAUGGGUCUCGGGCAUUUGUCAUUGAAGUCCAGGCAUUGUGUGUAUCUGGCUCGUCAGCUGCACGGCAUGUGAAUGGAAUACAACAAAGCAGGUCUGACAUGAUAAUUUCUGUUCUCAUGAAGCAAGCGGGUCUAAAGCUGCAAGAUAAUGCUAUUUUUCUCAAUGUUGUUAGUGGAUUUAAGUUGACGGAAACAGCAGGUGAUCUCGCAAUAGCAGCUGCUAUUUGCAGCAGUUUCUUGGAAUUUCCAAUUCCAAAUGAUGUUGCAUUCAUCGGAGAAGUCGGCUUAGGUGGCGAGCUUCGCACAGUCCCGAGAAUGGAUAAAAGGGUGGUAGCUAUUGCUAAACUGGGGUACAAGAAAUGCAUCGUACCUAAAACGGCCGAGAAAACGCUUGCUUCACUCAAUCUGGAUAUUAGGGUAUUGGGUUGCAGGAAUUUGAAAGAGGUGAUCAAUACAGUUUUCCAGUCUGAAUAUAAUGCUUAAAAAGUGUGAUUAUCUUCAAAGGCUCAUUUACACUCGCGUAAUCUCUAUGUAAAAGACUACAUUUGAUCAACUAAUUAUUAUUAUUAAGCCAGGAGGUGGGAAAAGGUGAGAUGAUGCAGUGUAGCUAAUUGUGUAAUUGUUACUCUGUGGCCCUUUUGUGGUUAUUAUGCUCACAGAGUUUAAACGGGAUGCUUCAUUCGUCUACAGCAGCUUUUUUAUCGUC